This is a messenger RNA of Lasiodiplodia theobromae, 1623 nucleotides long. RefSeq lists its product as uncharacterized. The coding region runs from base 1 to 1623 and encodes 540 amino acids. Lineage: Eukaryota; Fungi; Ascomycota; Dothideomycetes; Botryosphaeriales; Botryosphaeriaceae. The record is from RefSeq and is a predicted model, not a curated record. The transcript has 3 exons.
AUGGUCAAAAGAAACGACGCCCUCACCAAUGUCAAUCAGAACCCUAUACAACGUGACGACGAAGGCGGCCUAGAACCACGGCACGAUGCAGCAAACCUCGACGACUUUAGCAAAGAUGCAAUCAUUCAGGAGCUUAAUAGAGUCCAGGAUGGCCAUGGUGUGCCGCGGACUCCAGCUGUCAUCAAGAAAGAUGCCGUUGCACAGCUCCUAGCUACUUACCGGAUGCUGCAUCCCCACCGCCAGUAUGCACUGUGGUCCGAGGACUACAUCGGCGAUGGCAACCCUCCUUUUGUUGGGCCUACGACACCGCAAGAGGCGAUGGAAGUCGGCUUGGAGAACAGGCUCGUCUUGUGCGAUUUUGAAGGCCACCUAGGUGAAUGGUGGGACCAGCUUCUCCCGUUGGACGGCCUUCGGCGUGUGCAAUGGAGAGGAAUGAAGACCUUGUUCCGAUCAUUCGCAAUGGCCUUCUUCGGACACGAAAACGAGUGGCGUACAGUCCAGACAGCGGUGCAGACCCUUUGGUCUCAUGCAAUGGACGUGAGACACGCCCUCGUUCCUGGGUCCGGACAAAUCAAUGAGUUGGCACGCCGUCGGAGGCUGCUAUACGAACGCUUGGAUGCUUCCACAAGACGCCAGGGCGAGCGCGGACGGCUUCUGGACCAGCUAUUCGACUGGAGGGUCGAAGGUACCAUGGAAAUGGUGCAGCUUCUGGCUGAUGCUUUUGAUGUGGAAAUACUCGUUCACAUUCCACACCUUCCACCUCCGACCGGUCCUGAAGGGGCGUCUAUAGGAUGGAAAGUUUUAAGUCGAGGAAUUCCGUCGAACCGCGGCCAAAUCAACCUGGUCAACUACUCCUCAAUUAAUCGAUGGACAGUAGCUCGGAAUACCUCAUCCGAGGGGACACCGAGAGCGUUCAAGUAUACCGCCCAUUUGAGCAUAGACCGUACGAACUAUUUCCACCGUCGUCCAGUGCUGGAGGACCCCUUUUUACCGAGUGCACUUCCCAGGAAUGACUCUUCAGCGGAUGACCAUCGCCCGAACUAUAUCCUAGAAAUGCCGAAUCGCAACGGGGCUCCUAGUGAUCAGACUCAGCGCAGUGAUUCGAGCGAGGCUAGCGAUCAGACUCAGCGCCGCGAUCCGAGCGAGGAUCUCUAUUUCACGGGGGGCACAGAUCGUCUGACCACACCAGAAGACUAUCUCUUGAUCCAGAGGGUCAGGCAUGAAGCCGAGGAGCUAGAGAAUACGCACCGUAGUACCAACACUGCAGCAGAGAAUACGCAUCAUAGAACCAACACUGCAGUAGAGACGCGCAGCUUCAAGGAUUCCGAUUUCACCCAGAAAUCAAAUUCCGACAAUAUCGCACCAGGGGUACCGGCGGCGCCUGUUUACUCCGAGCGUUUGCUCAAGCAUAUUUUGGUACUCAAACUGCCUGGAGGCGUGUUUCUCGUGAUGCAGAGCGUAUCAUUGGGCUUGCUGGACUGGUUCCUGACGCUCAACAUGACCCCGAGAUUCAACUCUCAAGAAACCACCUUUAUAACAGAAUGGACCAUGAAUCGCGCAGGAAUGGCUGGGGUAGCUUGCUACAACAAGCAAGAGGUCAGGAGUUUGGGACCGAUGCCAUAG